AUGGCCGACCGGCACGUCGUGCAGCGCACGGCGCUCAUUGUAGGUCUUGGCAACUAUACACACCCUACCACGCGACAUUCGAUCGGUCAGUAUGUACUGCCUCCCCUUCUAGAGUGCGUGCAAGCCCACGACUCGCGCGUGCGCGCCCACCUAGCGCGGACGGUCACGCGCUUGCCACCUGAAGCCCCGCGCUACACGCUGCCACCGCCCACGCCCAUCGAGCCUUUUACGCUCAGCCGAAAGGCUCAAGGAUGGCUUGCACAUGCAUGCGUUCUGCUCGACUCACUGCCACCGAAGGGCGCAUCUGCGCGCCGCGCGCCCGGCUUCCGCGUGGACGCGUGCCCGUAUGUGCACAUGCAUCUGGUCCUCUACAUCCCCCGCCUCCUGAUGAAUGUCAACGGCCUGGGCGUGCGUGCAGUGCUUGCGCAACUUCCGGAGCUCGGGAUCACUGAUACCCUCCUUGUGCACGACGAACUCCAGCGUACUUUUGGGCAAGUGGCGUUCAAGGCUGGCGGCAGUGCAGCUGGCCACAAUGGUGUGCGCAGCGUGCAAGACGUACUUCGCUGCCACGGCACCGUGCGCCAAGAGCCCGACAUUGCACGUGUGCGCAUCGGCAUCGGACGCCCCGCGGACGGGCGAGUCAGCGAGUAUGUCCUCGGCCCUAUGCCGCCCGAAUGGCGCGCGGCUUGUGAGGCCCAGGUCAACACGGACCCUGCCUCGACGCGUCACGCGCAGUCUGCCGCGCCCGUCCUGCAGGCCGUGUGGCAUCAUAUACAGCAGUGGUGCCUUGCACGUGUCGCAGCUACGUAG
Messenger RNA from Malassezia sympodialis ATCC 42132, 810 nucleotides. RefSeq lists its product as uncharacterized. Gene Ontology annotation, molecular function: peptidyl-tRNA hydrolase activity. NCBI's taxonomy places the organism in Eukaryota, Fungi, Basidiomycota, Malasseziomycetes, Malasseziales, Malasseziaceae. The record is from RefSeq and is a predicted model, not a curated record.